AUGCUGAUCCCCCAGAUCAUCCUCAACUACCGGCGUCACGAUGCUACCGGCCUCCAGCCGACCAUGAUGAUGUUGUGGGCCUGGGCAGGCAUCCCCCUCGGCGUCUCUAAUAUCCAACCACAGAUCCUCGCGCUUCUGAGCUUAAUCACUUGGGCUCAGUGCUACUACUACGAACGGCAUUGGACUUUUGUACGAGCCGUGGUAGUAGUUGUCGCCAUCUCGUGUACGAUGGGCGUUAUUGAGGUCGGACUAGUAUUUGCACUCAACACAGCUGUCAACCGAGGCAUUAGAUGGCCAUUGGCAUUGGUUGCCGUUUUUACUGCCUUGCUCUUGGCUCUAGGAGUCCUCCGCCACUAUGUCGAUAUCUGGACUCAUCGCUCCGUGCGAGGCAUCUCAUUCGUUUUCGUAGCUUUGUACGCUUUGGGAGAUUUGACAUUGUUACUUUCAGUCUUGCUCCAACCAGACCAUGAUAUUCUAGGCAUUGUUAUUUAUGCAGUGGAGUUGAUGCUCUGGAUCGGGGUAUUUGGUUACGGCGUUUACUACAACCUGCUACCAUGGUGGAAGUCGCGGCAGCUGCACGUGCUCCCAGAGCGCGUUCAAAACGAAAACCAAAGCCGGCCUGCUAUUGCUGUGAACUCCAUCUCACUGAACGGGUUUCCUUCCUCGACAUCUGUUUUUCGGACACCGUCUUCUGAGGUGGAGAUGAGAAAUCGGAUAUCUGGCCUUCGGCAGAUAGGCUAA
This is a messenger RNA of Dissoconium aciculare CBS 342.82, 741 nucleotides long. RefSeq lists its product as uncharacterized. The record is from RefSeq and is a predicted model, not a curated record. NCBI's taxonomy places the organism in Eukaryota, Fungi, Ascomycota, Dothideomycetes, Mycosphaerellales, Dissoconiaceae. The transcript has 3 exons. The coding region runs from base 1 to 741 and encodes 246 amino acids.